AUGUUCAAAUUCCAACCGUGGCAAGACGGCACAACCUCGACCGAUUCAAACAAUUUUGGAGUUCGACAGUGGCAAUCAAACAUUUCACCCCCUCCCCUUACUCAGACGAAUCAACCAGCCAUGAACACAGUUGGAUCAGUGACCAAGCAAAUUGCUGCAAUGGAAAUUUCCAGCAAGAAGCAAAUUCCAGCAAGUGGUUCGUCUAACAAGUUACCAACAAAGCUGGGAGCACAGCCAAGUGUGACGAAAUUGCUCACUAAAUACGGUGCCCCGAACCCAUUCACAAACGCAUCCAACAAACCAACAAAUCCUUCUUCCCUGCGAAACCCCGUUCCCAACUCCUCAAGCUCUACGGCACACAAACAGGGACACUCUGCACAACCUUCAAUUGAUAUCGGAAGCUACGACGGUGGUCUCGAACGAGAUAACGAGAAACGAGGAGAGCGAGUGUAUGGAGAGGCGGCUGAGGAGCUUGCACUUGACUCCAGUGUCUCAAAGCGAAAUCCCACUCGUGAAUGGACCCUCCACGACUUUGACAUGGGCCGGCCACUGGGCAAGGGCAAAUUUGGACGAGUGUACAUGGUCCGAACCAAAGCUGAGCCCAAAUACAUCGUCGCUUUGAAGACUCUAUACAAGUCCGAAAUCGUCCAAUCCAAAGUCGAGAAACAGAUUCGACGAGAAAUUGAAAUCCAACAAAACCUGCGCCACCCCAACAUUCUCCGUCUCUACGGCUACUUCCACGAUGAGAAGCGUAUCUUCUUGAUGCUUGAGUUUGCUGGCAAGGGCGAGCUGUACAAGCAGCUCUCCAAGCUUAAUAGGUUCUCGGAAAGGCGCAGCUCACGCUAUAUCGACCAAAUGGCAGACGCGCUCAUCUACCUUCACUCGAAGCAUGUUAUUCACCGCGACAUCAAGCCAGAGAAUUUGCUCAUUGGCAUCAAUGGAGAACUCAAGAUUGGUGACUUUGGCUGGAGUGUUCAUGCUCCUGGUAACAGGCGCAUGACGCUUUGCGGGACCCUAGACUAUUUGCCACCUGAGAUGGUGGAGGGCAAGGAGCACAACGAGAAAGUGGACUACUGGGCCCUCGGUGUUCUGACAUAUGAAUUUGUUUCCGGCUUCCCACCUUUCGAAGACCGCGAUAGCGUCAACAACACCUACCGUCGAAUCGCGAGGGUGGAUCUGAAGUUUGAAGACAAGCACGUCCGGCUUUCUGAAGAAGUGAAGGAUUUGAUUACCAGAUUACUCCGCUACGAACCUCAGAAGCGCCUACCACUAACCGAAGUACUGAAACACCCAUGGAUCGUAAAGUACAGGCCCAAAGAAAGGGAAAGUGCUUGA
This is a messenger RNA of Psilocybe cubensis, 1335 nucleotides long. RefSeq lists its product as uncharacterized. Gene Ontology annotation, cellular component: spindle midzone; spindle microtubule; spindle pole centrosome. The record is from RefSeq and is a predicted model, not a curated record. The transcript is spliced from 6 exons. Gene Ontology annotation, biological process: regulation of cytokinesis; mitotic spindle organization; protein phosphorylation. Gene Ontology annotation, molecular function: ATP binding; protein kinase activity. The coding region runs from base 1 to 1335 and encodes 444 amino acids. NCBI's taxonomy places the organism in Eukaryota, Fungi, Basidiomycota, Agaricomycetes, Agaricales, Agrocybaceae.